GGCGUUUAGCGUCGACGCCUAAACGCAGGGACCGGAGGUCCUGCUGGCCCUCUGCGCAUGCGCGACAGACGUUAGUCUCCGUAGCCAGACAGCAGCAGCUCGGAGAACCAACACCGGGGAUGUUCUCUUCAUUAUUUCUCAAAAACAAUAUAAAGACUAAAUUUCAACACAAUGAAGUUCCCCUACUCAUAGAUUCGUGAGGAUAUGGUGAGGAGAAGGUGUCCCGUGCUGCAUUAGCGUCAGAGUGAUAUGCUGGCCUGUCUGCCGGCAUCAGGUGACCCUACCGCCAGACUUCUCCCCCGCACGCAGAUGAACACUGGACUUCAGAAAUGGGAAACUACACAGAAGAUGAGAUCUGCCAGCUAUCCAACCCCAGCAGAGUUGGAUGCCUAUGCUAAGAAAGUUGCCAACAGCCCUCUGACCAUUCAGAUCUUCCCAAACAGUGUCAAAGUACCUCAAAGGAAGCACAUUCGCCGCACAGUCAACGGGCUCGACACGUCCUUGUCCGGCCAGCGCCACAGUCCCUACCCGUCUCAGGUCAGCUCCAGUCAGGGUCUGCUGGCCGUUCUCCGCGCGCCCGCCAAAGGAGUCGUCAAAGAGUCGGACGGCAGCCGCACCAGGCACUUCCAGAAAUCCGCCAUGAACCCUCACAGCGGGGCGUACGGCGCUCAAAGCACUUUAAAUCUCUCUCAACCAGCCCCUCACCUACAAGGCCCGCCUCAGAAGCAGUGCAUGGUUCACCCGCAGUCGCUGCAGCAAAGCAUGACUCAUGCGAUGACUUUACAGCAGCCUCAAACCAUGCCACACCCGCAGGCUGUACAGCAGAGGAGCUUGGCUCAUUCGCACGCUCUGCAGCGGCAGCAGAGUUUGUCCCAGGUCCUCACUCCUGAGCAGAGAUUGACUCACCCGCAGAGCAUACAGAGGCAGCAGAGUCUGCCUCACCCCCAACCGCAGCAGCACCAGAUCCAGCCUCAUCCCCCGGUCGUACCACAGCAGCAUCUUUCUCACCUGCAGACGCUGAAGCAUCCGGCGGCUCCUCCGCAGGCUUUACACGCACAGCAGGGACGGACUCAAGACCUGCGCCACAUGUCCGACGGGGCCCAACUUCCGAGCAUGCAGCACGCCCAGGGGCUAGGCGGCCCGCAGCCCGCCCCCCAGGCUGCGGGCACGGCACUUCAGACCAAUAGCCUUCAGCAGCCCCCGCCGGGGGCGUACGGGCUCCGGAAGCCCCCAGAUGCCGACGCCCCACCAAAUGUAACUGUAUCUACCUCCACCAUCCCGCUGUCAAUGGCGGCUAGCCUGCACCAGAACAGGCCGAGUGACCUGAGCAGCAUCGUGCACCAAAUCAACCAGCUGUGUCAGGCACGGGCCGGUAUGGGCUCCACCUCCGUCUGCGAGGGCCAGAUCGCCAACCCCAGCCCGAUCAGCCGCAACCUGCUGAUCAACGCCAGCUCCAGGGUGUCCUGUCACCACCCGGCCCUGGGCUCCGGGCCCAGCUGCCUCAUGGUGGGACCCUCGGACAAAGCCUUGGCUCAGACUCCCAUUGCUGCACUCCACACUCUGCCCAGUUUAGCUGCAACUAAUAGCAUACCUGCCUUUCAUGCAGACCCCGAGAAGGUACAAAUGCAGCAGCUGCAGCAUUUACAUCAGCAGAAACAGCUACAGCUGCAGCAACAGCAGCAGCAGCAGCAGCAGCAACAACAACAACAACAACAACAACAUUUACAACAUCUGCAGCAGCUGCAGCAGCAGCAGCGCUCCUGGGCCCAGCAUCAACUGGCCCACAUGCAGCAGCCCCCCGAGGGGGCCCAUCCCUGCAAGAACCCAAGGAUGGAGCCUCCAACCGAGUGUGCUUUUCCCUCUCGAAACCUCAACUAUUCCCACAAGCUCCCCAACGCCGCACAGUCCUUCAACCUGAAGCACGCCUCAGACAAAGGCCGGCCGUCGUCCCCCAUCAACUGCCCAGUAGGUUCUAUGCCUUACAUUAAUGGCCACUACAUGCAGCCGCCGUGGGGCGGCAUUCCGGCCACAGCGGGUAACACUGGAUCCGGCCCUCAGGACCUCCCCGGAACGUUCCAGGGAGUGCAAGUCGCUGCCUCCGCAAACCGCAUCCCGGGUGCAAAGUAUCGGCCAGGCAAAGAGGGUCCUCCUGACCAGGCCAAGCUGAUGCAGAAUGUGGAUUUCUUAGGGGGCGACUUCCAAAUGCCCAGCUUUCAGGAGCAAAACAUGGGUGUGAUGGAGAAGAUGCACAGGUCGGCCAUGGGCCCAGUUCAGGAGCCCAAUAAUGGCAGCGGCGUUCACUCCCAUCACCCGGGCUACCGUUAAACCCCCUCCCCUUAUUGUGUUUUGAGCGCUAUCUCUAUAGCUCCUGUAGUUUAUACUCUUAGAUCUUGCAAGUGAUCAAUUACACUUUAGUUGCUCCAGAGCUCGAUUUGUAGACCCCAUCAGGUUGUGAUGUUUCAAAGUAUUCCUCAGGUCUUAAGCCAUGUUGUACCUUUGUUGCAGAUGAAGGUUUUUUUGUUUUCAGAUUGUUGUCCACUGUCGAGUAGAAUUCCACUUCUUUUAUUACUGGCAUGGAUGCGCUGCUUUUUGUUCAAGUAUACAUUAUGUUCUAAAAUAUUCAUUUGCAGAUGAGAAGCUUGCCACAUGGCUGUUUCCUAGGUUAACAUGUCAAAAUGUUUUUUGUUUUGUUUUUGUUUUUUAGCUUUUGUGUCCUUACAACUGGCCAAAGGCAAGAUAUUAGGAUAUCCUUGUGUGGUGUUUUUGGUUUGUUGCUAUUUAUCCUCUUGUGAUCCAUAAGUUACAUGUAUAUGCAAUUAAUAAGACUGUUGAUAAGGCUUUGGUCCCAGAGGCUCCCUCUCGUGUUUUGAGGUUUACACUUAUAAGCGGGGCCCUGCUCCUCCAUCAGGAAUACAACAUGGCUUCUGAACUGCACCGUUGGUGGUGCAGCUCAUUUUUUUUUCUGCAUGGUUCACAGUACACAUACACGGCUCACUAAUCUGAUAAAAAAGGUGACAUGGCUAAUACUAGCAUAACGACAGUAACCUUCUUCCUUUUGUUAACUCUUUGUUCGGUAAGUCGAAAGGGCCCUCGUGUGUGCGUGUGAUAUCUCAAGAAUGGCGUUGGAAGAACUCGUUUUACCAGCUCUAUUUGUUGCGUUUCUAUAAACAUCCCACUUGAACGGUAGAAAUUCUUUCCUGGAUGUUAACCUGUCAUCUGGCGAAAGAAGCACAAACUCCCUGAGCCCCUGUUUGUCUGUAUCCAACGUGUCGGCAUGUGAUUGAUCACUUGCAAGCGUGCGAGUACUCAAAAUAAUGCAAGCUGGGAAGACGCUUUCCCCUGAAGUGGUGUGGACGCUCCUCCUGGUCCUCCGCCCCGCCGUGGCUCUGCUACCUGUAAAGGCAAAGCGAGGACAUUUAAAGCUUGCCAAGUCCAGCAGGAAGCUCUUCAGGUUGAUGUUUUCGGGGGAACAGGUUGCUCCUCAUGCGGGGGUGGUGGGGCUAAAAUGUCACAAUAGAUAUCCUUUACUUAACACUUCCCUUAACUGACUUCCUUUACUGGGAUCCCAACUUGUUUGUGGCCUCGUUGUGCGAGAGAGCGUGUGUUAAUUUUUAUUUUUCCCAGGAGCUUAUUUGGCAUUUAAUGUGUAUAGGCAAAGGAAUGGGUGGUAAUGUCUUGGAUUUAAACAUUAAGGUAAUCAUGCUACUCAUACUUGAUGAAUCACCCAUCCUACUGUCUCAAAUGUUGCCUAUCAAGGAUUUUUAAAAUAUGAAUAGUGUUUAGCAGAAUGACUAGGUAUGUAGAAUUGGGUUGUAGCAGUUAUUUUAAACUAUUUGUACUGUUUUUUUUUGUUUUUUUUAUAGUUAUGCUUAAUAAAUAUCCUGAUAUAGUUUAAUUUAUUAUUAUUAUUUUUGGACCGCUGUGUCCUGAAGCCAUAGGUGUUUUCACAUUAGGUGCCAUAGGUGGGUCACACAGACGCAUUGUGAACUUAGUCUGCCCUCUGGACGUCUAAUAAGAGCUUCGCAGCCGUUACUCGGAGCGUCUUUCACAGCGCUGAGCGUUCUUCUUCUUCCUCCUCCGUUCUAUGAAUUGUCCUCGGAAACACAGCGCUGGCCAAUGGGAGGCAGAGCGGCGAGGACGAUGCCCAGACAGUGAGCGUAGGUGCAAGGAUUUUCUGGUAUUUGGUCUUUAUACCUAAUGGCAGUUUUAUUUUGUUUUGGUUCCCUGGCUCUUGUUUUUGAUGUGCCUGCCCCUUAAAGCUGCUAUAGACUUUGAAACUUAACAUACACUAGUCUAAUUUGUGUAGGCGUGUGUGUGAAUAGUAAUGAUGUAUGAGCUCUAUCAGUGAAAAUAAGUUCCUAUUUAUGUGGUGAAAAUUGCCACCACUCAAAUGCUGGAAAGUUUUCUUUAUUCCAAAUAUAUCUAAUAACUGACCAGUAUUUGGAAUGGUUAAGUGAUUUUCAGCAGUUGGACGUGUGUGUGUGUGUGUGCGCGCUUAAUCAACACUAAUCAAUGCGACAGACCUGCCCUGUUUAUUUUUGAACUGCCUCGUUACAACCCGACAGUCAGGUUCUACACUUUCAUAUGAAGUGCCUCCACUGGUGGGUGUGUGUGGCGUGGGUACUUGCACACAGGUGUGCGCGCGCCGGUAAAAACGUGCACAAGUUAAUCUCUGACUGGGGACCAAGCUACUUAGUUAUAACUACUGAUACUGUGUAAUGGACUUGAAGUCCUGAAGUGUGCCACGCCGGGACGUGUGAACUGUUUGCUGCUGACUCACCGACCAAAGCGACCAGGCGUGACCUCUGUAACCACCCCGGCGAGCUUGUAUCGGGGACGGAUGGUGACGAGCAACAACCCGGUGACAUAAGGAGAGCCGCUGCCCUCGGUUGUCACGGUUACAUCGAAUCUUGUGAAGUAAAUGUGUAAAGAUGUGAACGGAGCGUUAAAAAAAGAAAAGAAAUCUAGAGUGUGGUUCCUGUCUGCACCCCCAAUUUGGUUUGGGCCAAGCAAGGGUCGGAUGUUUUAAACGGACCUUUGCAUGUGUUGUGGUUCCAUUUCACAAUGUCAUCAUGCAGAAAUGUCGCAGUACGCGUGGACGUGCACUGUAAAAUCCAUCCAGCUGUCUGAUGGCAAUACUAUUGGGACGACUCUGGAUUUGCUUUUACUCUGAUCUGAUUGUCUUUGAUUAAUUGAAGAUGUAUCAUGUUGUGAACGGUGGUGGAGGGGGGCUUGCUUUCUCUACUUUGUGAAAAUGUGAUAUUCCAGUUUUGCCUAACCUUCAGGAAUAAAAAUGUCUUGCACAAACAUUCCCCCUAACCAAAAUAAAGUUUGCAAACACAAA
Molecule: messenger RNA, 5344 nt
Organism: Gasterosteus aculeatus aculeatus (three-spined stickleback)
Lineage: Eukaryota; Metazoa; Chordata; Actinopteri; Perciformes; Gasterosteidae
Product: protein FAM222B-like
Source: RefSeq, a predicted model, not a curated record